AAUCGCCACUGACCCAAGCGUUUGGCUGCGUUCUCUUAAACCCAAUCCUUUUUAUUCUCUUCUGUUUUGUUGUUUUCACCAGCUUCCCACUGCAGCGAAAGCCUGCUUCCUGGUGGCUCUCUUCCGCCAUGAGCGUUUGAAUCCUCUUCUCACAAUGCCCACGCUUUCUAGCCCUCCAUUUCACAGAAAUCUCCGCUCCAUAUUCCUGAUGUGCAGCUCUCGCCAUCUUCUGGAGCUCUUAUCCGGCGCCUCGAUAACCACCACCGCCUCCUACUACCGACUAAUCCAUCUUCACGCUUAUCCCGUCCUCUCUUCAAACCCAAGAAGAAACACCGCAAGACUUGUUUCGUUCUCUAUAAAAUCCCGCGGAUUUCGUUCUUAUACCCCUCUUUCAUCCUCCGGAGCUGUUCGUCUGGAGCCAAGAGAAGGUGAAGCGGUUAGAGCUGAGAGACUCGAAAAACUGCAAGAGAAGUUGGCUGAAAUAGGAAUUCAGUGCUAUCCCUUUAAAACGGGACAGUAUAUGCACGCUAUAUGCCCGCAGUGUGACGGAGGAGAUUCAAAAGAAAGAAGUUUCUCUCUUUUUAUUCGAGAAGAUGGAAAACUUGCCAUGUGGUCAUGCUUCAGAGUUGAUCAAUGUGGUUGGAGGGGCCGUAUUGAGGCUUCUGAGAGUGGAGUGGGUUUUAGUGUCAAUCAAAAUGGUGUUUCUACUCUGCCCUUCCAAGAAAAGACACAUAAAACAAUCACAGAAAAGGAUCUUCACUUAGAGCCUUUGUGCCCGGAGCUUAUUGCAUACUUCAAUGGAAGAAGCAUAUCAGCUGAAACCCUGCGAAGAAAUGCUGUCAUGCAGCGUAGAAUUGGUAACGAGAUUGUUAUUGCUUUUACUUACAGACGAACUGGAAAACUGGUUAGCUGCAAGUAUCGUAAUAUUGAGAAAAAGUUUUGGCAGGAGAAAGACACUGAAAAAAUAUUUUAUGGACUUGAUGAUAUAGUAGCUGGAAGUGAUAUCAUUAUUGUUGAAGGUGAAGUAGAUAAGCUUUCUAUGGAAGAGGCUGGCUACCGGAACUGUGUAAGUGUUCCAAAUGGCGCCAUAUCAAAAGUUUCUGAGAAAAUGCCCUCUGAAGAUAAGGACAAAGGUUUUCAAUACUUGUGGACCUGCAAGGAAUAUCUCAGUAAGGCACCUCGCAUAAUAUUAGCAACUGAUGGAGACACUCCUGGACAAGCACUAGCUGAAGAACUAGCGCGACGUCUUGGUAAAGAAAGAUGCUGGAGAGUCAAGUGGCCAAUGAAAAGUAGUACUGAGGUUUGCAAGGAUGCAAAUGAGGUGCUGAGCAUUUUGGGAAAAAAUGCACUGAAGGAAGUUAUAGAGACAGCUGAAUUGUUUCCCAUAAGGGGUCUAUUUAACUUCAACAAUUUCUUCACUGAGAUCAAUGAUUAUUAUAAUUGUAAUCAAGGGUUUGAAAUGGGUGUCUCAACAGGAUGGAGAGCAUUGAAUGAUUUAUACAAUGUUGUUCCUGGAGAGUUGACUGUCAUAACAGGUGUUCCUAAUUCUGGUAAGAGUGAGUGGAUUGACGCCUUGAUGUGCAAUAUCAAUGAAAAUUAUGGUUGGACUUUUGCUCUUUGCUCUAUGGAAAACAAAGUUCAGGAGCAUGCUAGAAAGCUUUUGGAAAAGCAUAUUAAGAAGCCAUUCUUCAAUAUUAGAUAUGGGGAAUCUGUUGAGCGAAUGAGCCCUGAAGAGUUAGAAGAAGGGAAAAAAUGGCUUAGUGAUACGUUUCACCUUAUUCGCUGUGAUGAUGAUGCUAUUCCAUCUGUUAGUUGGGUUCUAACAUUGGCUAAAGCUGCAGUUCUAAGAUAUGGGGUACGUGGGCUUGUUAUUGACCCAUAUAAUGAACUGGAUCACCAACGUCCUGUUCAUCAGACAGAAACGGAGUAUGUCAGUCAGAUGCUUACUAAAAUCAAACGUUUUGCACAGCACCAUGCAUGCCAUGUGUGGUUUGUCGCACAUCCAAGACAAUUACAAAACUGGGGAGGCAACCCGCCAAAUUUGUAUGAUAUAAGUGGUAGUGCGCAUUUCAUAAACAAAUGUGACAAUGGCAUUAUUGUUCAUCGCCGUCGAGAUGAAAAUGGACCCGUUGAUGGUGUUCAGAUUUUUGUAAGAAAGGUGCGGAACAAAGUUAUUGGACGCAUUGGAGAUGCACAAUUAUUAUAUGACAGGGUUACUGGACGGUUUCAUGACAUCCAGUGAUGUUCCAUAGCAACAAUCAUUGAACGUGCCAAAAAAUAGAAGCUAUUCCACAUACAAAGCCACAACAAAGCAAUGGAAGUGUUUUCAGACUGUUUUUGUUCGGGACGGCUUUAUUACUGCUUCGUAAAGCAGCUUUCUAGUAUAAAAAUUAAAUUUUUUAUGUUAAAAAGUUGCUUUAAGAAGCAGAAAGAAAGUCAUCCAAAAUGAAGCCUGAAAUGGCACCUCUGCAAAAUGCUCAUCCGAAUUUUCUCAGGAUUUAGGUAUUCAGUUCUUUAAUCCAUUUGUACUUGUAGUUGGCUUGCUGAUUUUACACGCUGUUGGGACUGUCCUGGUUUAUGUGUAUAUGCAAUUGAUAUGUAGCAUCAUAUGUUGCUUUGUUUGAGUCGAUACUGAUGCAUUGUAUCAGCUUUACUUCAAUUCUAAGAGGAGUAUUAGUUAGCUUGAAGCUCAA
Messenger RNA from Dendrobium catenatum, 2693 nucleotides. Its product is annotated as twinkle homolog protein, chloroplastic/mitochondrial. Gene Ontology annotation, biological process: DNA replication. The record is from RefSeq and is a predicted model, not a curated record. Gene Ontology annotation, molecular function: ATP binding; single-stranded DNA binding; 5'-3' DNA helicase activity. NCBI's taxonomy places the organism in Eukaryota, Viridiplantae, Streptophyta, Magnoliopsida, Asparagales, Orchidaceae. Bases 155 to 2242 code for a protein of 695 amino acids. The transcript is spliced from 21 exons.